Messenger RNA from Pyrenophora tritici-repentis Pt-1C-BFP, 369 nucleotides. RefSeq names its product DUF3253 domain containing protein. The record is from RefSeq and is a predicted model, not a curated record. NCBI's taxonomy places the organism in Eukaryota, Fungi, Ascomycota, Dothideomycetes, Pleosporales, Pleosporaceae.
AUGUUUCUGUCGAAUUAUUUUGCGCUGCCGCGCCGAUUGGGCGCUCUGGCGUCCGGAGAUUGGUUAUAUGCAAUGGCUCUCGACGAUGCCCAGCGCGAGGUCAUAUUGCGCCAUGCCGACCGCCUGUUGAGCACAAGGGCCUGGCCCAAAACCAUCUGCCCCUCCGAGAUCGCUCGCGCCUUGUCACGGCAGGAGCUGGAAACACUUGACGCGUCGGAAUGGAGGGACACGAUGGACGCCAUACGGGAGCUGGUGUGGGAGAAGCGUGCUGCUGGUGAGGUGGAGGUCAUGCAGAAGGGCCAAUUGGUAGAGGCUGAGAGUUUGGAGCAUGUCAGAGGACCGAUACGAGUGAGGAACAUCAAGAAGUGA